Messenger RNA from Sinocyclocheilus anshuiensis, 539 nucleotides. Its product is annotated as short coiled-coil protein B. The transcript is spliced from 4 exons. Gene Ontology annotation, cellular component: trans-Golgi network. The coding region runs from base 159 to 401 and encodes 80 amino acids. NCBI's taxonomy places the organism in Eukaryota, Metazoa, Chordata, Actinopteri, Cypriniformes, Cyprinidae. The record is from RefSeq and is a predicted model, not a curated record.
CGUCAGACUCCAGAAGACAUCGCUGUGGUCGUGUGGGAUCUCUUCUGCCGGUCUAAUUUCACAUUGCGAAGAGUUUCCAUCAGGCCUUGCGCACAUCCUGAAGUGUGUUCACAAGAGUCGCAGCCCUGCAUUUCAAAACAGAGGACGAGCAUUUCGCCAUGAACUCUGACAUGGAUGGUGAUAUAGAAAAUCAGGUGGAGUUGGAGGAGAAGACCAGGCUUAUAAACCAGGUCCUUGAGUUGCAGAAUACUCUUGAGGAUCUCUCAGCUCGGGUGGAUGCAGUAAAAGAAGAAAAUCUGAAGUUAAAAUCAGAGAAUCAGGUUCUUGGGCAGUACAUUGAGAACCUCAUGUCGGCAUCUAGUGUGUUUCAGACCACUGACUCCAAGAGCAAACGGAAGUAAGAGAGCAUCCCUCGUGUAGACGGCAGCCCCACACAGAUAAACCCUUGCCAUAUCAGCUCAUUUAAAGUUCCCACUAGCAUUCAUUUGAUCCUUAUGCCACUAAGAUGGUAAAUGUUUACAUUUAUUUCAUGAUCAGUA